AUGGAGCCCUUAAGCCACAACCAGAACUACCUCUAUAUAGAUACCAUACCUUUAGAGUACUCAUUUCCCCAUAAAUUCUCUUCACCACAGCCACAGGUUGAGGUUGAUAGGUCUACACCAUCACCGCACCCUACCAUGGUCAAGAAGCUUAACCACAAUGCUAGUGAACGUGAUCGUCGGAAGAAAAUCAAUAGCUUGAUUUCUUCACUUCGUUCACUUCUUCCAGUUGCAAAUCAAACGAAAAAAAUGAGCAUUCCGACAACAAUUUCGCGAGUAGUAAAUUACAUACCCGAGUUAAAACAGAAGCUGGAAGGGCUAACUAAGAAGAAAGAGGAGCUUCAAUGGAGAAUUAAUUCUCCCCAAGGAGAUUCAGUGAACAAAGAGUUUCAAAGGAAGAUUCCCCAUUACAAUUCUAAUUUUGUAGUUUCAACAAGUAGACUCAAUGAUAAUGAGGUUGCUAUUCAGAUUUCCUCUAAUGAAGUCCACAUGACUCCACUAUCUGAGAUCUUGAUGUUUUUAGAAAAUUAUGGGCUUUUUCUGCUAAAUGUUUCUUCCUCUGAAACCUUUGGAGAGAGGGUCUUCUAUAACUUGCAUUUCCAGGUGGAAAAAACUCAGAGAUUAGAUUCCGAUAUUCUAACUGAGAAGCUUUUCUCAAUAUAUGAGAAGAAGGAAAGGAUUUUCUAA
This is a messenger RNA of Gastrolobium bilobum, 684 nucleotides long. Its product is annotated as transcription factor ORG2-like. The coding region runs from base 1 to 684 and encodes 227 amino acids. Gene Ontology annotation, cellular component: RNA polymerase II transcription regulator complex. NCBI's taxonomy places the organism in Eukaryota, Viridiplantae, Streptophyta, Magnoliopsida, Fabales, Fabaceae. The transcript has 3 exons. Gene Ontology annotation, molecular function: protein dimerization activity; RNA polymerase II transcription regulatory region sequence-specific DNA binding; DNA-binding transcription factor activity, RNA polymerase II-specific. The record is from RefSeq and is a predicted model, not a curated record. Gene Ontology annotation, biological process: regulation of transcription by RNA polymerase II.